AUGAAGUACUGUACAGAAGAAAGUGUUCCAAUAUGGGAUGAGAUCAGCUGGAAGUCAACACCACCGGCACCGGUCAACAAGAUCUCCACCACAUCAAUCACCACCACCACCACCACCACAAACCAGUCAACAAGACCUCCAACACAUCUGUCAACACUACCACCAGCACUGGCCAACAAGACCUCCACCACAUCAGUCAAUGCCACCACCACCAGUCAGCAAGACCUCCACCACAUCAGUCAACACCACCAGCACUGGUCAACAAGACCUCCACACAUCAGUCAACAAGACCAUUACCAGCACCAGUCAACAAGACCACCACCACAUCUGUCAACAACAACACUCACCACCACCACCACCACCACCAGUCAACAAGACAUCCACCACAUCUGUCAACACUACCACCAGCACUGGUCAACAAGACCUCCACCACAUCAAUCAACACCACCACCACCACCACCAGUCAACAAGACUUCCACCACAUCUGUCAACACUACCACCAGCACUGGUCAACAAGACCUCCACCACAUCAGUCAACAACACACUACUACCACCACCAGCACCAGUCAACAAGACAUCCACCACAUCAGUCAACAACACCACUACCACCACCAGCACCGGUCCACAAGACCUCCAACACAUCAGUCAACACCACCGCCACCACCACCACCACCACCACCAGUCAACAAGGCAUCCACCACAUCUGUCAACACUACCACCAGCACCGGUCAACAAGACCUCCACCACAUCAGUCAACAACACCGCCACCGGUCAACAAGACCUCCACCACAUCAGUCAACACCACCGCCACCGGUCAACAAGACCUCCACCACAUCAGUCAACACUCUCCACCACAUCAGUCACCACUGUCAACAAGACCUCCACCACAUCAGUCAACACUACCACACUCACCAACAACACCACAUCAGCACAAGUCAACAAGACACCACAUCAGUCAACACCACUCAGCACAACAAGACCUCCACAGUCACCACCAGCACUGGUCAACAAGACCUCCACCACAUCAGUCACCAACAACAAGACUUCACCACAUCAGUCAACACCAGUCAACAAGACAUCCACCACAUCAGUCAACACUACCACCACCACUGGUCAACAAGACCUCCACCACAUCAAUCAACACUACCACCACCACCACCACCACCACCAGUCAACAAGACCUCCACCACAUCAACACCACUACCAGUCAACAAGACCUCCACCACAUCAGUCAACACCACCACUGCCACCGGUCAACAAGACAUCCACCACAUCAGUCAACAACAACACCACCACCACCAGCACCAGUCAACAAGACAUCCACCACAUCAGUCAACAACACCACCACCACCAGUCAACAAGACAUCCACCACAUCAGUCAACAACACCACCACCACCAGUCAACAAGACCUCCACCACAUCAGUCAACACCACCAGCACCGGUCAACAAGACCUCCACCACAUCAGUUAACACCACCACCACCACCAGUCAACAAGACCUCCACCACAUCAGUCAACAACACCACACUGGUCAACAAGACCUCUACCACAUCAGUCAACACCACCAGCACCGGUCAACAAGACAUCCACCACAUCAGUCAACACCACCACCACCACUGCCAUCGGUCAACAAGACCUCCACCACAUCAGUCAACACCACCAGCACCAGUCAACAAGACCUCCACCACAUCAGUCAACACCACCAGCACCGGUCAACAAGACCUCCACCACAUCAGUCAACACCACCAGCACCGGUCAACAAGACCUCCACCACAUCAUCCUACAGCAUCUCUUGAGAAAUCUGAAAAAGAUUGCUCAAAUGCUGCACAAGAGACAGUGUGGGUGGAGCCACCUUUCAAAUAUCACAACCAAUUAGGAGACAGCAGUCAAAAUUAA
Molecule: messenger RNA, 1896 nt
Organism: Haliotis rubra (blacklip abalone)
Lineage: Eukaryota; Metazoa; Mollusca; Gastropoda; Lepetellida; Haliotidae
Product: ecdysone-induced protein 75B-like
Exons: 5
Coding region: 1-1896 (631 amino acids)
Biological process (GO): actin filament polymerization
Cellular component (GO): cytoplasm; actin filament
Molecular function (GO): actin binding; microtubule binding
Source: RefSeq, a predicted model, not a curated record